Molecule: messenger RNA, 3881 nt
Organism: Cuscuta epithymum
Lineage: Eukaryota; Viridiplantae; Streptophyta; Magnoliopsida; Solanales; Convolvulaceae
Source: the annotation of a GenBank genome assembly
GUUUGUACUCCCUACAAUACGACUCUUAUUUAAACUGGGCUGACUGGAGAAAUCAUUACUACGCCGAAGUGGUGAAGCACGGCCAUCAAUAAAAUGGACGGCAAAAACUUGGUUGUAAUUCUUCUCUCGGCGACACUUGUUGUCGUUAUGGUAUUUGUGACACGACUCCCGGCGACGCUGCGAAGCACCGCCGGCCUUCUGGACUGCUCCCCGUGGUGCACUUCCUCCGACUUGAAGGACUCCACGCGCCUCCUCCACGUUUCCGGCGACGACGGGCCGCGCCACCCGCUCGACCCGCUGACGAUCCGGGAGCUCAACAGAGUUCGCGAGGUGGUGAAAUCGUACGGCCCCUUCAAGAACAGCCCCUACGCUCUCCACUAUGUCACUCUGGGAGAGCCCGAGAAGCAGGCCGUCCUGGGCUGGAAAACGGGCGACCCUCUUCCGCCUCGGCAGGCGUCGGUGCUCGCCCGUGCUGCCGGAAAGUCGUACGAGCUCACCGUCGAUCUCCUUACCGGCGAUGUCACCACUCAUGAAACGGGUCCUCAUUUCGGGUCCCCCAUGUUGACCAUGGAGGAUAUGGUGGCUGCUGCCGUGGCACCCUUGGCCAGCGCCGAAUUCAACCGUACGAUCACGCAACGUGGCGUCGAUCUGACCGACCUUGCGUGUUUGCCUCUAUCUUCAGGCUGGUUCGAACGCAAAAUUGAGGAUAAGAGGAGACUGAUGAAGAUACAGUGCUUCAGCAACAAGGGAACUGCGAAUUUCUACAUGAGACCCAUCGAGGGAUUGACAGUGUUGAUCGAUUUAGACACCAAAGAGGUGAUUGACAUAUCAGACGAAGGGAAGAGCAUCCCGAUUCCCAAGGCCGCCAACACAGACUAUCGCUACUCCGCACUACCUCACAAUAAGAAGAGCAGCAGCUGGUCUCCCAACCCAAUUUCCACGGAGCAACCAAUGGGUCCGAGUUUCACCGUGGACGGGCAUUUGGUGAGGUGGGCGAAUUGGGAGUUUCACCUCAAACCCGAUUCCAGAGCGGGCUUGAUCAUAUCCCGGGCUAUGAUCCGUGACUCCGACACCGGGGAAAUGAGGAGCGUCUUGUACAAAGGGUUCGCUUCCGAGUUGUUCGUUCCCUAUAUGGAUCCGAGUGAUGCCUGGUACUUCAAGACAUACAUGGAUGCUGGGGAAUACGGGUUCGGGCUCCAGUCCAUGCCGCUUGACCCGUUGAAUGAUUGCCCCAGGAAUGCCCAUUACAUGGACGCCGUCUUUAACGCCGCCGACGGAACGCCCUACGUCAGAUCCAAUAUGAUAUGUGUCUUCGAAAGCUACACCGGCGAUGUUGCUUGGCGACACUCUGAGUGCCCCAUCAGUGGCAUGGACAUUAGAGAGGUACGGCCGAAGGUGACGUUAGUGGCGCGGAUGGUUGCAUCGGUGGCCAAUUAUGAUUACAUAGUGGACUGGGAGUUCCAAAGUGACGGGCUAAUCAGAGUUAAGGUUGGGCUGAGUGGCAUACUGAUGGUUAAAGGCACACCAUAUGUGAACAUGAACCAAGUGAACCAGGAAGAGUACCUCUAUGGCACCCUCUUGUCAGAGAACGUAAUUGGAGUCAUCCAUGAUCACUAUGUCACAUUCUACUUAGAUAUGGACAUUAUGGAUGGGUCGAACAACUCAUUUGUCAAAGUAAACCUAAAAAGAGAACGCACAUCCCCGGGUUAUUCACCACGCAGAAGCUAUAUAAAAGCGGUGAGGAAUGUAGCGAAGACAGAAAAAGAUGCACAGAUCAAGUUGAACCUGCAUGACCCAUCAGAGUUCCAUGUGAUUAACCCGAACAACAGGACCCGCGUCGGGAACCCCGUCGGAUACAAGAUUGUCCCUGCAGGGACUGCCGCUAGUCUUCUUGAUCACAAUGAUCCGCCGCAGAUGAGAGGCGCAUUCACGAAUAACCAAAUAUGGGUCACUCCUUAUAACCAGAGUGAGCAGUUUGCGGGUGGUGUGUAUGCUUACCAGAGCCACGGUGAUGAUACCCUUGCAGUAUGGUCUGAAAGAGACAGGGAAAUUGAGAACAAGGACAUAGUGGUGUGGUAUACAUUAGGAUUCCAUCAUGUCCCAUGCCAGGAGGACUUCCCAAUCAUGCCGACCGUAACAUCAAGCUUUGAUCUAAAACCAGUUAAUUUCUUUGAGAGCAAUCCAAUUCUGGGCUUCCCGCCAAAUCAGGAGAAGGACUUGCCAGUGUGCAAGGCUGCUGCUGCUUGAUGAAGGUCUCUUGGUGUCGAGUAGUAAUGUAAAUGGCUCCAAGUUGAUCUAUCAUCUGCCGUGUGUAUGUAUAUAUGCGCUCUAGGUUCUUUUCAUAAUUUAUAAAUAAAUUGAAUAUAUUGAAAUCCCUGUUUCAUGUACCCUGUAAAGUGAAUUGUUUAUGGCAAACAUAUCAAGUAACUUGUCAUAUAUACUCCGUAUGUCACAAGAUAAACUUUUCCAUACAAAAACAGAAUUCAUAACUCGGAUAGUAUUUCAUGUAUAAACCAAGCAUAUUGAGAGGGUCAACCGAGUUCCGCAGGUACAAGAAUUCAAUUUAUUUCCGGUCUUAGAAGAUCCCUACUCUGAUGAUCCCUUAUAACCUGCUGAACUCAUCAUCAUCAGUUGCCUGGCUCUUCGGGCACACUCUGCAAAUUUCUGAACAGCAAUGGCACAUUUGAGAGGGUUCUUCUCAUUUUCCCUGUAACAUUUUGUGCAAUCAUCUCUUUCCUUAAGGCACGGGAUUGUCUUGUUGUCAGGAAGUUUGAAUUCCUUCUCAUGGAGAUCCUUUGCCCUCUGUGUUACUUCCUCUAGCAUGUUCUCCUCCAUCUUCUGCAACCUCUCCACCACCUUCUCACUCUCUUGGACUGCACAUCUGAUAGCAUCUAACUCUGCAAUCAAUGGCUGGUUAAGGGGAGGAAGUGGUAUGAACAAUGGUGUCUUUGACUCUUCAGGGACAGGCUUUUGAUGUGCCUUUGACCAUGAAUUGUUUGAUACCUUUGGUUUAGGCCGCUUUGAUCUUUUCUUGAACUUCUGACCUUCAUGAGAAAGUUUGUUGACUAAAUCAUUACUGAUCUGAAUGGUAAAUGAUUCGCUCAUGAUGCAAGCAGGUCCUGACGAAUCACCUGAAAUGUCAAUUCAAUUCAUCCUCAAGGGGUCAAAUUUUAAGUGGAAAUAAAAAUAAAAAUGUUUGAAAUUUACAAAUCCAGGUAAGAUUAGCAUGAAAAUUUGAUCAGCCCCUCUGUUAGCCUUUUGUUUGUUUGGGAUGAAAGAAAGAGCGAAGAGUUAAAGCGGAGGGAUUGAUUUAACAAGCUCAGAACGCCUUCCAAUCUUCCACAUCCCACAAUACCCAUAUACUAGUAGUUAUAAACAAUAAUCAUCCAUCUCAAUCUUGUUAAGAUCGCUGGUUGAAACGUAAGGUCGGACGGUCCGAUCUUUCUAGGAUCGUGCAUGGGAUCCGAAAUCACAUCAAGAGCGCCGGAUCGACGAGCUAGUUCGUAAAAUCACAUAAACGUCGAUCUGCGUCCAUUAACGGCCGUACACAAAAACCGACUGCCAGAGUCGGGAAUGAAGCAAUUUAAAACAGAGCUACGAAGCCUCAAUCGCCACCUGCUUACCUCAGAACAGACCAGACGCUUAAGGAAGAAACCCUGCUUCUUCUCCUUCUCUGAAACUCAGCUCAUUUCCUGAAAAUUGGUCCGCUGCUCUUCGUUCCUAUAGUCCCCAGCCACUAAUCCCAGUGAGAGGGUAGGGUGUGUCAUUAGUCUAUGGAUUAUAGCAGUCUUACAUCAAUCGAAUCAAAAUCAAAUCCUACAUCAAAUAAUCUUCAAUAACAACUCUAAAUUCUAUGAUCAGACUUUGAGACAGUCAUCCCU